UAAAUUACAGGUUGUAAUGCAACAAAAUAGGAACAAUUCCAAGGGGAUGAAUACUUUUGCAAGGCACUGUAUCAGACUCAAGUUACAAAUGCUAGUGAACACGUAAAUACAUUUAGUAAAAAAUAAAUCACAAAUGUAGUGCACUGGGCCUUUACUCGUCCUGUAUUAGAGGAUCAAGAAAGACAUCUGCAGCACAGGUACUUUUUUUUUUUGCCGGAUCGCAGCACCCCCUCCCCAAACUACUUCCCGCGGCGAAUGAACUUCAUUGCCUCUAGCAAGGAUGGACCUAAAAGAAAAGACAGCUGCCAUAUUGAAGCAAUAUGAAGUCGGGAGCAGAUUCUCGUACUUGCCGGUCUUGCCCAAAGCCUCGGUGUUGAUACCGCUGUUUGUGAGGGACGGAGAGGUCCACAUGCUGAUGACUCUACGCUCCCAAGAGCUGAGGACCAACGCAGGCGAGGUGUGUUUCCCAGGUGGGAAGAGGGACCCGAGGGACAGGGAUGACGUGGACACGGCUCUGAGAGAGGCAGAGGAGGAGAUAGGCCUUCCUCCUGACCAGGUGGAUGUGGUCUGCACACUCUUCCCCAUUAUGAACAAGAGUGGUCUGUUGGUGACUCCAGUGGUGGGGUUCAUUGAGGCCUCAUUCUCUCCUCGCCCCAACCCAGCCGAGGUCAGCGCUGUGUUCACUGUCCCUCUGGAGUUCUUCACUAGAGAGAUAGACCACUCAUCCUACAGCGCGACUGGAAUUGCUGGCUUGCUCCACAGUUUCCAGUUUCCGGACCCUGAAUCAGGCAGCCACUAUCAGAUAUGGGGCCUGACUGCCAUUUUGGCUAUACUGGUCUCUGUCCUAGCCCUCAGAAAAAAGCCUGAGUUUGAGACUGGUUUUGAUUCUGAUGACCCGGUAUCUUUCUUCCAACACAAUCUGAACAAGAGGAUCAGUAAACUAUGACAUAUAUCAAUGUUUAUUUUAUUUUUAUUUUAACCAGAUAAUUAUAUAAUGCAAUGUAAUGAUGGAGAGAACAUUUUUCCCUAAAAUAUUGUAAAUGUAAUUGUUCUGCCAACUGUAAAUGUGGAAUCAUGUGCAAUACCUACAUUCUUUACAAAAAUGUAUUUUUAUUUUUACUUUGAAUGUAAUUUGUGAAUAUUGUAUAUUGAUGACAGUAAAAAAGUAUGCAAUUACA
Messenger RNA from Oncorhynchus tshawytscha (Chinook salmon), 1178 nucleotides. RefSeq names its product nudix (nucleoside diphosphate linked moiety X)-type motif 7 (gene nudt7). Bases 281 to 946 code for a protein of 221 amino acids. The transcript has 4 exons. The record is from RefSeq and is a predicted model, not a curated record. NCBI's taxonomy places the organism in Eukaryota, Metazoa, Chordata, Actinopteri, Salmoniformes, Salmonidae. Gene Ontology annotation, molecular function: coenzyme A diphosphatase activity; acetyl-CoA hydrolase activity. Gene Ontology annotation, biological process: coenzyme A catabolic process.